AAAGUUAGAAGCUACGAAAGAGCUUGUAAACGGUAAGAACCUGAUAGACGGCCUUACCCACAUAGAUCUUAUUUGUUACGUCGACAGAGGCUCCGACAGCAUGAUGGAGAUGUUGGAUAAGUUCGGCCUCGCGCACUGCGAACUCCCGACCAUGAUGUGGAAUGUCGCGGUGAUGCUGCGAAUGGUGGCGGUGAAGAUCGAGGGUGGCGCGAAAUCAAUCCCGAUAUUCUUCUACCUUCUGGCGGCUGCAUCCAUAGUGCUAUACUUCUUCAACUACUACGCGUCCAUGAUAGUCUUCGUGUCCGUGGGCUGCCGGGAGACGGGUGACAUCCUGGCCGGCCUCAUGGCUCUGUCCGUCAGCAUCACCAGCGUGAUUGGCAUCAACAAGCUGAUGUACAUAUACAUACAUCAAGACAAAGUGCAAUCAUUAGUGGCUGGCUACAUAUCCUAUGACCGCGAGCUCCACUGGCCAGGCACCGCUGCCCUGAUGGCUGACCUAAUGAGGAAUGUUAAGAAGAGACUGAUAUUGUUCUGGGCUGUCGUGAUGGGCAACUCGUUCAUCUUUGAUUUGCAGCUACUUGUGAUGCCGGCGAGACUUAAUUUGUAUGACAAACAUGUGGUUUAUGGUUUGAAUUUUUUCCUGGGCAUAACAAACUACCCGAUCGCUAUAGUCAACAUAGUCACCUGCUCCUUCUUUAUCUGCUUCGUAACCUCAAGCAUCGGCGGUCUCUUCAUCGUAACCACUGGUUACAGUGAAGUAAAAUUGCUGGCUCUCAGCCAAGAAAUGCGAGAUCUUUGGAGCGAUGCGCAUGAACACUACAGUGAGAAUUUUGAAGGGGAUAGUGAAGGCAAAAAGGCAGCAAAGGAAUUGAAUAAUUAUGUUAAAUAUCGCUUGCAAGUCAUAGUCAAAAGCCACGCAAUUAAUAUUGAUCUUAUUAAAAAACUUGAAGGUAUUUUCCGUAACGCGAUUGCAGUAGAAUUUAUUUUGGUUACAUCAAGCCUUAGUAUUGAUUUAUUAGGGGGUUUAAAGGACACGUAUAUAAUCUUACCUUUUGCCUUAAUGCAAGUCAGUAUGGACUGCUAUUUGGGGCAAAAGUUGAUGGAUGCUUGCAAAGUUUUCGAGGACGCUGUCUACGAUUGUAAGUGGGAGAAUUUCGAUGUUAAAAAUAGGAAGACUGUGCUGUUGAUACUGAAGAUGUCGCAGAGAACGCUGACGCUGUCGGCUGGUGGUGUGGCCACGCUUAGCUUCGAGUGUUUGAUGGACAUCUAUAAAAGUGUGUUUUCCGCUUAUACAGCUUUACAAUCAACGAUGAAUUAAAUUAAAAUGUUAUAUAAUUAGAGUCCGAGUAAUCUAACUCUGCACUGACUUUACAGCGACAAAGUGUGGAAGAGCCUUGAUAAAGGAAUUUGACGUUUAUGAUCAAACCCUGUUAUCGAUGUUGCUUUUCAAUUAAAAUCAGGGUUUCUUCCCCGUUAUGUCGCUUGCGAAGUCGUGGUAGAGGCCAGACACUGUGAAGUGAAAUGACGGUGGAAGAAAAUUAAAUAUCGAUAGAUUUAAUCAUAAAAGAAAUUGGCGUCAAUCUUAUCUAGCCUCUA
Cydia splendana is the source of this 1596-nucleotide messenger RNA. Its product is annotated as odorant receptor 22c-like. Gene Ontology annotation, molecular function: olfactory receptor activity; odorant binding. Bases 101 to 1318 code for a protein of 405 amino acids. Lineage: Eukaryota; Metazoa; Arthropoda; Insecta; Lepidoptera; Tortricidae. The transcript has 4 exons. Gene Ontology annotation, biological process: sensory perception of smell; detection of chemical stimulus involved in sensory perception of smell. Gene Ontology annotation, cellular component: plasma membrane. The record is from RefSeq and is a predicted model, not a curated record.